This is a messenger RNA of Porites evermanni, 5028 nucleotides long. Lineage: Eukaryota; Metazoa; Cnidaria; Anthozoa; Scleractinia; Poritidae. The record is from the annotation of a GenBank genome assembly.
AUGGCGUCGCCCAGCGAAAGCCAGGAAAGCGGUGUUAACGAAGAUUUGGACGGGGAAAAUGUUGUUAAAUUGGAUGAACCUGUGGGAAAUCUGUCUAAAUACUAUGCUUUACCGCCAGGCUUUUCAGGAACGCCGAAAAAGGGCCACUUAAUGUUUGAUGCAUGCUUCGAAAGUGGAAAUCUUGGUAGGGUUGACUAUAUCACUGAAUUCGAAUAUGAUUUGUUUAUUCGUCCGGAUACGUGCAAUCCUCGCUUCCGUGUAUGGUUUAACUUCACAGUCGAGAACACAGCACCGUAUCAACGAGUCAUAUUCAAUGUGGUAAAUUUCAGCAAAACUAAAAGCUUAUACCGUGAAGGAAUGACUCCUUUGGUGAAAUCUACUAGCCGCCCGAAAUGGCAACGAAUCCCUGCUAAGAACUGUUUUUAUUACCGCUGCCCUGAUCAUAGGAAGAACUAUGUAUUGUCCUUUGCCUUUGCUUUCGAUAAUGAAACAGAUGUCUAUCAGUUUGCAUACUGCUUCCCUUACACUUAUUCUCGACUACAAGGUUUCCUGGAGGAGCUUGACAGGCGAAACUUAGAAUGUUAUAAACGGGAGUUGUUAUGUUUGACGGUUCAGCAAAGGAGAGUUGAUAUGAUUACCAUCACUUCACCGGAGAAUGUGAAAGAUGAUGUAAAAAAGAGGGUCAUUUUUUUGACAGCCAGGAUCCACCCAGGUAGGAAAUUAGCCUACUUUUGCUAGUCCUAUUUUUUAAAAUUAAAAGCUUACACAACAAGUGAAUGCUGUUUCGUUUAGCCUGCAUAGCAGGUGUCGACAGGGGUAGGGGAUAGGAAGGAAGGGAAAAAGGAGGGGGAUUGGGGAGAAAGGGUAAGGAAUGCCUGCUAUAAGAACCCCCUUUUGUUCAUUUCUGUGGACGCCAGCGUCCACAAAUUCCUGAUUGGCUGAGUCGUGAUGAGUAAUUUAUUAGCGUGUAUCCUGGCAUACAAACAUGAUGAAGGCAUCAAGGAAACGUGUUCUACUGGCAUAAGCUUUGGAAGAUCAAAAUUACUCCAAUCAUGUAGCAACUUCACGUUAAAACGGAACUGGAACCAACUGUAAUUAGCUUGUUUAGCGGGUAGAGAUGCUCAGGAGGUUUUGUAUACUGGAUUUGUCCAAACACUGUGUGGCAAUUCAAAGCGAUUGCGAUUCUUGCCACACACCUGCAAUACUGAUAUUCUCAAGACCCUGUUUUCCACAAAAACAUAUACUGUCUUGAAUGAACUUCUAAAUGGUACCGUUUGUAAAGGGAGAGCUGAAGCUUUGGUAAAAACUAUCCGUUGAGCUUUUUGAUAUAGUUUAUAAUCCUCCUUUCACUUUUCGCAUCUCAGGCUACUGGUGACUGUUCUAUUCUUUGUGACUGUUCUGUUUGAUGAGGUAAGACCAAAGGUCUUGUGUAUUCACACGAAACUGAUCAUUGUUUGUCGUAGACUGAGAGCAGUAAAAAAAGAGAGACUGCUCGUAGUCUAUAUGUUUGUCGUGUUUGCUUCGGGAGCAAGAACAGUAAAGAUGUUUUAUUUCGCUCAAUUAUGAUAUCACUUGAAGAAAGCGUCUUGACUUGACAAUUUCCGGUCAACAAAGUAAUUAAUUUCAGACCAUGCUGAGAAGCCCCCUGCUUGUGAUUGGUCGCAUAUUGACAGCUGACAUUAUCAGAAAAUGUUGGGCAGAAUACAAAAACGCUGGUGCUUAUAGCAGGUGCUCCCUUCCCUUUUUGCCUCUUUCGCGCUUUUUCCCUUUUUGCACCUGCCACACAGCCUAGUUUCAUUCGGUCUUGCGAUUUUUGGUGGCAUCUUAACCUGCGAUCAGGCUUUCCUUCUUCCCUUUUCCUUUUGGAGGCUUAGGGAAAAGGAUGCCUGAUACUUUACAUGUUGUCUCUCCGUAGUCCAGAAUCUGGACUUUUGUCUGAUUAGUGGAAAGACAAAAGAUUCUUCCAAAGCGCACACUGAUUGGUUACAAGCAACAUAUCUGACUUCCGGUUUAAUUAGAUUGGUUUUUCCACCUUCAUCUCUUUUUGACGAAACCACAACAUUGAGAAAUUGUUUUAACAGAACGCUAAUAGGUUUAAUUAAGACAAUGCACAGGGAAACACCUUGACAGCCGAUGGGGGCAAGUGGUUAUUUGUCAUCAGUAAGGACACCCAUUGUUUCUUCUUCGAUGCUUUCUCGCUUUGACCACAGGGCAGAAUUAUUUGAGGAGCAUUGUCUCGUCAACUUCAACUUCGUGGAACUGUGUAAAACAGUAGAUGAUUUUACAGCCGCACUUUUGCAAACGGAUAAGACCAUGAAAGAUUUGUUGCCACAGAAUUGAUUCCUACACUUUUGACCAUUGUCAGUAAAAUAAAGGAUCAUCUGUUUUUCCACUCUUGUUUUCAUUGAAUUAUUUGAUGUUUGACUUGACGGUUUGAACAAAGGUACCACAUAGCAACGGUUAGGUGGCAUUUGCAGUAACAACAGAGCUAAAUUUGUCUUUAAAAUUUGUGAUUAUUUCGUUUAUACGACUACAGCAUCAACUCGGCAUUCACUGCUUGCCUUAAUACAUAUCAAUUUGCGGCCGUUUAGACUUCCAUUACAAACCGUUUGAAUUUCCAGAGAAAUCUGACAAGAUUACACAACUGUUGACAGAUACCUUAAUUAGAGGGUGACAGAAGGUCUGCCGACUUUCAUAUUAUCCCCCAAAAAAGAAUGUUACAGUUAUUACAGACAGUACUCCUCAAAUGUGCGUUGACAGUCUCAACUCGAUCCUUAAAACUGGAUUUUUGCUUCUCAAAGGACAAACAACUCUAGUUUGGGGUUGUGAUAAUCAAGAAUAGAGCCAUGAGUCUCAAGGAUAAUAAAGACAUAAGUGACUGUCAAUGUACAAAUUCUACACCAGUGAACAGCCCUUCCAGUUGGGGCAAGGAGAGCAAAGGAGGCCAAGAAAAAUUGUUGAGAGGGUGGGAAAGUUUAAGCAUUGUUCUCAUAUGCUGCCCACCUACCUGUGACAUAAUUGGCAGUACUGCCUGGGAUACAGCUUCAACAGUUGAGAACGUACCCCACUAGCAACAGGAAUCAUUGCCAGAGUUUAAUACCAGCGGCCAAAAUGUGAGGGCUUGUUAAAAAUUAAUACAUCAACUAAUAUUGUGUAAUGUAGUGUCAAGUUAUGGGGUGUAUAUGGGAAAAAUAGAAAAAAUUAAUAUUGCCUUAUCUUCAGUUAUUGUGUAGCAAAGGAUUAUUAUUAAAAGAACCUUACUUUUGCUGUAUUUUGUAUUCCUGUGUCGUUUUGAAGCGUUUUGUGCUGGCUAUCCUGUCUUAAACUUCUGUUAGACCUUAUUAUGAAGGUUAAUGCAGUGUAGCAAACCAGCCCAAAACACUUCAAAACGACACAGGAACACAAAAAUUAAUAAUUAUGUAAAUUAAGUUUCUUUUAAUUUUUUGCUACACGAUAAGCUAAGAUAAGGCAAUUUUUUUUCUUAUUUUACUUUUCCCAUAUACACCCUAUGAAACCCUACGUUACACAAUAACGCAGUUGAUGUAUUAAUUUUUAACAUGCACUCACUCACAUGUUGAGUUUAGGAUGCCUGUGGUGUGCCUGCAUAUUUGAACUCAAGUCAAUUUUGCAUGGACGCCAGCAGUAAAUAGCAUGGCGACUCCUGUUCUCAUAUCAGAACAGUACCCCAGGAAUUACUGGAGACUGAGUGGCAGAUAGCUCAGUGGUACAUUAGAGCCGUGCUUCACAGGAAAGCAUUUCUGAGGCUGUUAACUUCUGGCAAAAGCUGCUGUGCAGUUACUGGUUUUCACUCUCACAUCCAGGAUGCAGCCAGGGUGUUCGAAGCACUGUCACUGUCUAGGUCUUCCCCUUUAAUACUCUUUCCUUACGAUUUGUUACUCAGCAUCUUGACUCUUUUCAGGUGAAACUCCAUCUUCAUACGUUUGUCAAGGAGUGAUUGACUUUCUAGUCAGUACCCACCCAGUUGCGAGAGUCCUACGAGAUUAUCUGGUUUUCAAAGUGGUACCAAUGCUUAAUCCAGAUGGAGUUGUACUUGGAAAUUACCGAUGCUCUUUGAUGGGUUUUGAUCUCAAUCGCCAUUGGCAAGAACCUUCACCAUGGGCACAUCCAACUCUGGUGGCUUGCAAGAACCAUUUAAUGGAACUUGACGGCGAUGAAAAUGUCCAUCUUGAUUUUUACAUUGAUAUUCACGCACAUUCCACCAUGAUGAAUGGAUUUAUGUAUGGCAAUAUUUAUGACGAGGAAGAGCGAUUUGAGAGGCAGGCCGUGUAUCCAAGACUUCUCUGUGCAAAUGCUGAAGACUUUUCAAUGUCAAAUACGUCAUUCAACAAGGAUGCUGUGAAAGCUGGCACAGGACGCCGUUUUCUUGGAAGUUGCCUUGAUCCGAAGACACACUGCUAUACACUGGAGGUAUCCUUCUUCAGCUACAACACAGCAGUUUCACAGGGAAUGUCGCCUUACACAGAGGAAGGUUACUUUAAAUUGGGACGUAACGUGGCCAGAACCUUCCUGGAUUACUACAAACUGAACUCUUUGGUCCUUCCUAUGAAGAAAAAUGCAUCAAAGUCGUCAGCUCAGAAAAGAGACCAUCAGGUUGAUAGUAAAAAACGCUCAUCUGGAAGAAGUGAGUAUGAUGGAAGGAUGUGAGAAGAAACACUUAUGCCCAAAAGGGACCAUUCAGGAUUCACACUUUACUGCACAAUGAACUUAUUUGUUUAUUUAGAAACUUUUUUGUUUCAUUUUAGUUUUGGAAGCUUUAUCUGUUUAUUCCCUAAUAAAUGUAUGAUCCAUUUACGUCAUUUCAUUCUUAGUGGUUGUAAGCAAAGGAUGUUUUUAUUUAGUAGUUUGGCUUUUCGUACACGGGGAAACCUCAGUUCACAAGCGUGCGUUCUUGCCUCCUGUGAUCUUGUAAACUUCCAUAAUCGGUGAGUUUUUUAAUGAUCUUGUGUGGACAUGUAUUCCCAGUGUACUUUUUUUCUGUACGUCCCAGAUGUUGAGCCAGGUCUGCAC